GUGCCACUGCUGCUGAGCCGCAUGAAGGAGGUGGGGAAGGUCUUUCUGGCCACCAACAGCGACUACAACUACACCGACGCCAUCAUGUCCUACCUUUUUGACUUCAGCGACGGGGACAAGGCCGAGACCCCUCAGCGUCCCUGGCGAUCCUAUUUUGACCUCAUCGUGGUGGACACCCGCAAACCGCUCUUCUUCGCAGAGGGCACUGUCCUGCGCCAAGUGAACACGGACACAGGGAAGCUGCGCAUUGGGACAUACACAGGCCCCCUCCAGCACUGCGCAGUCUACUCUGGUGGUUCCUCGGACAUGGUGUGUGACCUGCUGGGCGUGAAGGGCAAAGACAUUCUCUAUAUGGGGGACCACAUCUUCGGGGACAUCCUCAAGUCCAAGAAGCGGCAGGGCUGGCGCACCUUCCUGGUGGUGCCCGAGCUGGCCCGGGAGCUGCAGGUCUGGACGGAGAAGAGUGAGCUGUUUGAGGAGCUGCGGAACCUAGACCUCUUCCUGGCAGAGCUGUACCAACACUUGGACAGUGGCAGCAGCGAGCGCCCAGACAUCAGCUCCAUCAAGCGUCGGAUCCAGAAAGUCACACAUGAGAUGGACAUGUGCUAUGGGAAGAUGGGGAGCCUCUUCCGCUGUGGUUCACGCCAGACGCUCUUUGCCAACCAGCUGAUGCGCUACGCUGACCUCUAUGCUGCCUCCUUCAUCAACUUCCUCUACUACCCCUUCAGCUACCUCUUCCGGGCACCCCCUGUCCUGAUGGCACACGAGUCAACAGUGGAGCAUGGCCGCCUGGAUGCAGGGGAGGUGGGCACAGCCCUGGCACCCUGGCUGGCCCAGCAUGGCCCCCCCAGCCAUCAGGUCACUGGGGUCCCCCCGGACUCUAGUGGGGAGGAGGAUGACGGAGAAGCCUGACCCCACCCUGGCACCAACAGCUGCUGAGCUGGCAGGUGCCAAAACACAUGGGGGCAUUCAGUGGCCCCAGACCACUGCCAGUUGGCAGACCAAAGCCACCCAUGGUCAGUCACUGCCUCCAGUGGCCACAGGAUGGCUGGUGGCCCUGGCUCAUGCCCCAUGUGACACCUCUGCCCGAGCAGCAGUGCCCCUUCUAACACAUGCACCAGGAGCCAGGUCCCUGAAGUGGGGGGCUGCCCCGUGCCCCCCACUUUCCCUCAUGCUCCCCCCUGGCAUCAGCUAUGUGUCCCAGCCAAUUCGAUGCCAGUCUGGGGUCACCAAUGCUGGGGUGAGCCGGACACAGCUGGACCACCUUUGCACCAGUUUGUGGUCCCAGCAGCUCCGGCUCUUCCAGCUUUGGUGCCUGGCCCCAGGGGCCACUGUGGUGCUGGACUUCAGGGCAAGGCGGGUGGAUAUGGCUCAGGCAAGGUCAUAUGCCUCCAGGGCUCUGGAGGCAACUGCUGCUCCCUGGGAACCUCUUUUCCCUGCUAUCGCCCUCUUCUGUUUUCUACCCUUUUCUAUUUAUAAAAAAUACUCAAACUCCCGGCACUGGAAAGACAUAAAAUUGGCUAUUUUAAAGGAAUACUGCUUUGCCCUAGAGCCUGGGGACAAAGGGCAAUUCCCAAAUCCUUGGGCAGCAGCUGGAACGACUGCAAGCCCCUGGGCAGAGGGUGGCCACCCCGAGACAUGCCCCCCCGUCUGCCAGCACUGAUCUGCACCCCGGAGAAAGGGGCCAGGCCUUCUGGGACUUCCAGAUCCUGUUCUGACUUCUUCCAGCACCAGAGUUCUCAAUAAAGAUGCUGAGCCAA
Molecule: messenger RNA, 1760 nt
Organism: Calidris pugnax (ruff)
Lineage: Eukaryota; Metazoa; Chordata; Aves; Charadriiformes; Scolopacidae
Gene: NT5DC4
Product: 5'-nucleotidase domain containing 4
Exons: 10
Coding region: 22-912 (296 amino acids)
Molecular function (GO): 5'-nucleotidase activity
Source: RefSeq, a predicted model, not a curated record